UGCUCAGCCACUCAACUCUCAAGAGUUUUGUUUGGGUUUUUUUUUUUUUUAAUUUACGGCUGUUUGAUUUUGUGGCUCCUUAAUCUCUUGGAUAUUUAUGCUGAAUAAAUGAGAUAAGAGUGGAACUUUAGAAGGAAGAAAUGAUGACUACUCCUGAUUUCACAAAUGUCAUUGAGUAGCACAAGGCUCCGGCUGGUGGCUGUUACUCUGAUCAUCCUAACGGCAUUCUAUGUCAUACAUUUCUCUAACUUUCAUGGAAAUCUGUUCAAGUUUUCCAGCACAACAAAACUAAGGUCAUUUUCUCCUAGCAACUUUUCAUUGGGUCAUCAAUGUAUCUGCCCUAAAGGCUCAGAACUUCUUAAAGAUUAUAUACCCGAGGAUCAAUACGAAGAGCUUGUUAAACGGCGAGUUAAGGAGCUCCAACAGUACAAAACCAGGAUGGCGUCUGAACUAUCCAGACUGCUGUUUGCUUCGCCUAACUCUCCUCUGCAGUAUCCUAUUCAAGGUUAUAUAGUACGGCCUUUGACCUCUACUCUCAUACCAGGUUUAGGGCUGCAUGCAGAAAACAGAAGCAGCUACAAGGUAUCUUUAAGUGUGUCUAAAGGCAUCCUGACCACAAAUAUUACACCUGAACAGACGAUCAUCAAAAGAUCUGGCAAGAACAAACUGAUUAUCGAGUCUCGCAGCCUGGUGACCCUCAACAACUUGCUAGCCAAAGUGUCCUAUACCAGCACUGACUACCACAUAAACACUGGAGACCUUGCCACUUUCCAGUUUGAAAUGCAUGAAGCUGUGUUUCCAAUUGCCAUCAAACAGCCUCGUGUACCAGUCCUGUAUGACAUGGGAACAGAUAUCAGCUCUCAAGUCACCAUCACAACAAAAACUUUCCAGCGCUAUAAACACUUAAGGGUGUUGCUGGACAGCAUCCGGCAAUUCUAUAGCAACAUAAAAAUCAUUGUUGCCGAUGACAGCUUAGAAACGGAGCACAUUACUGGAGAAAACAUUCAACAUUACAUUAUGCCUCCAGCACAGGGCUGGUUUGCAGGCAGAAAUCUGGCUGUUUCCCAGGUAACCACCAAGUACUUCCUGUGGGUGGAUGAUGACUUUGUGCUUACAGAGAAGACGAAGAUAGAGAACCUUGUGGAGGUGAUGGAAGCGAUGCCUGAACUUGACGUGGUUGGUGGGUCGGUGAAAGGGAAUCAGUUUUACUUUGCUCUCAUCUAUGAGGAAGGAGAAGAAAUUGAAGGUGGCUGCCUAUACAGGAAAUCUGGAGGGAAAUUUCAAUCACUUCCUGGUUACCCACAAUGUUCUAUGACCAGUGGAGUUGUCAACUUCUUCCUGGCUCGCACAGAUGCCGUGCAGAGGGUGGGCUUUGACCCUAAGCUCCAGCGUACAGCACAUUCAGAGUUCUUUAUGGAUGGUCUGGGCACUUUGCUAGUUGCCACAUGUGGUGAUGUGUCCAUUGACCAUCAACUCACAACAUCAGAAAAUAAGAGUCCUUUGUACAACAAAUUUAGAUACCCUGGACAAGGUGAUGUUGAGUUCAAACUGAAGCUUCACUUUUACAAAAAUCAUCUUAAAUGCAUUAAAUAUGGAUAGAGUACCAAAAAAAUGAGUGUCACUGGUUUUAGAACAUUUUAUGUUCCCUUUGUUUUGGAUGUUGUUGCCACAAUUAAAGAGAAUUAAAAACAAUGAUACUCUGGUACUUACAGCUUUCUUUCACCAUGUAUGACAAUUUGUAAUUCUGUCAUUUCGUUUAAGUGGUUAAUUUGGAUAACUAUGUGAAAAUUGUAAUGUCACUUCCAUUGUGUUAACAAUUUUUUCAAAAUUUUUAACACUGGUAUUUUAUUUAUUGCUUUUAUUUAAAAUUUUGUUGUUUUAUUGUCUGUGAAAAUGUAAGUAACUGAACUCAGGGAGUACUGUUCGAUGAAAGGGUGUCCAUCGGGGCUCUCAAACUCGAGGCAGGGGGCCACUUCCUGCCCACUUCACCCCUACUUGUGGCCCAUAUAUUGACGUGAAGAGUUAUAAUGCAAUUUUUUUUCUUUUGCUUGGAGGAUUUGUUUGUUGUUGAGUUCAAUGUUAAAAUCUUUAAAAAAAACUAAUAAUUAUUUAGUAUGAAGGCAAUAUGAGCAGAAAGUACAAACAUGUUGAGGGAUUGGCUGUGUUAGUUCAGUGAGAGUGUUAUGUGUAAAGAAAACCAUUUUCACUAGCAGUCAAAAACUAUGUGUACACUUAUGUCUGCGUUUUUAUUUUCUUAAAUACAAAUACAAUUAUAGCAGAAGUGCUGCCAUGUGUCUGGCCAGAAAGAGAUUACAAAUUUGUUUAUUUGGUACUUCAGUGAAAGGCUUCAGUUAGUUAAGAGUGAGACGAAAAAAAACUGCGUUAAAGUCCUCUCUUUGUCUCUUCAGUAUAAGCUUGGAAACAAGGGCCAUUCAAGCAUUUCCUGGAAAUCAUGUUGUUCCAGUUUAUGAUCUGUUUGAUGGGAAAACGCAUACGUGUGUGUGUGUGUGUGUGUGUAUAUAUUGUUUGCCCCCUUCUUAAAAACUUAAUUGAUAAAGAACAAUUAAUUUGCAAAAUAAUUUUGAACUUACUCACAUAAUAAUAAUGGUUUAAAAAAAAAAAAAGAGAAAAUGACUAUUUAUAUUAAAACUCCAGUAGUGCAAAGAAACAAUCUUUUUUUCUACUCGGACAUCGCCUGGAUCAAAAAGGUUCACUUCAGGUGUACAGGAACAAGAAGGUAUCAGUGGGCAAGCGACGAAAAUAGGAUGGUGUUAGAAUGUUGGAGCCAGGACUGCACUCCAUGGCAGCACAAAUGAACAAGCUGCUAGUCAACGAGAGACAUCCAGAGUGGUUAAUCUAAGGCUGGACAGUCCUAAACCUCAGAAUGGAGCAGCUGUCAGCCACCUCCUGUAGAUGGAUGAUAUUAAGCUGUAUGCCAAGCGUGAACGGGACAUCGAUUCACUGAUCCAAACCACUAGGAUAUACAGUAAUGACAUCUGAAUUUUGUUCGGACUGGAGAAAUGUAGUCGAAUGAUAACAAAAAGAGGGAAGGGGAAGGUAAUCAGAACUGAGGGGAUCGAACUACCAGAAGGCAACAUUGCAGACAUAGAGAACAGCUACAAGUACUUGGGGAUCCCACGUACCAUGAAGAGGCCAGGAAAACUGCAACCACCAAGUACCUGCAGAGGGUCAGGCAAGUCUUGAGGAGUCAGCUGAACGGUAAGAACAAGAUCUGUGCUAUCAAC
Messenger RNA from Oreochromis niloticus (Nile tilapia), 3245 nucleotides. RefSeq names its product beta-1,4 N-acetylgalactosaminyltransferase 2. The record is from RefSeq and is a predicted model, not a curated record. Gene Ontology annotation, molecular function: acetylgalactosaminyltransferase activity. Bases 166 to 1599 code for a protein of 477 amino acids. Gene Ontology annotation, biological process: UDP-N-acetylglucosamine metabolic process; UDP-N-acetylgalactosamine metabolic process. The transcript has 13 exons. NCBI's taxonomy places the organism in Eukaryota, Metazoa, Chordata, Actinopteri, Cichliformes, Cichlidae.